AUGAGCCCCAUUGAGUUACCUCCAUCGACUUCCAAAGAAGUAGACAGGAGGCAAUCGCAUGACUAUCCGAACAUGACGAAAGGCAACCCAAUACAAGGAAAGGUGUUUAACCACCAGUCCUUCCCCCCUCCAACACCCCACACACACCCCAUUGUUUCCAGAGACAUUGUAAAAUGUAACCAGCGCCGUGAGGGAAUAGGGCAUAAGCCGCUAUCGAAUUGCUUCUAUGGCGGCGCGUUUCCGCAGUGCCUGACUUGGUACUUUGGUUUUAUCCAAAGCGCAGGGUGUCCGGGGACUUUCUCCCAAAGCAAGAUUGAAAAGAGAGCAAAGCUUCCUUUUGUGCGUGAGCUUUGA
Messenger RNA from Penicillium coprophilum, 354 nucleotides. RefSeq lists its product as uncharacterized. Lineage: Eukaryota; Fungi; Ascomycota; Eurotiomycetes; Eurotiales; Aspergillaceae. Bases 1 to 354 code for a protein of 117 amino acids. The transcript has 2 exons. The record is from RefSeq and is a predicted model, not a curated record.